Messenger RNA from Xenopus laevis (African clawed frog), 3046 nucleotides. RefSeq names its product BCLAF1 and THRAP3 family member 3 S homeolog (gene bclaf3.S). The transcript has 13 exons. The coding region runs from base 649 to 2697 and encodes 682 amino acids. The record is from RefSeq and is a predicted model, not a curated record. NCBI's taxonomy places the organism in Eukaryota, Metazoa, Chordata, Amphibia, Anura, Pipidae. Gene Ontology annotation, cellular component: nucleus; mediator complex. Gene Ontology annotation, biological process: positive regulation of transcription by RNA polymerase II. Gene Ontology annotation, molecular function: DNA binding; transcription coregulator activity.
ACAACGGGCGCAUGUGACUUCCAGUUUGUAAGGAGAGAACAAACAGGAGACUGGUGCCUCAGGCCGGCGCAUGUCCCCAGUGAGAGCGCGGGGCAGAGCUCUCAGCCUUCACUUCCGGGGGAGGAGGACACUAGAGCAGCAGCUGCAGCAGCAGACGCACUGGAUCAGCAGCCCCGGGACUGGAGCUGGAGGGGGAUGAUCGGAUUCCCAGCAGCCCUGUUGGAUUGUAUGUUCCGCACGAGUGGAAUUAUACUGUUACACACACACAUCGGCCUGUGAGUAUUACUACAGCUCCCGGCGGAGUGUCAGUCUUACAUGUGGGCUGUAACGUGUAGUAGAGAUAGAGAAGAAGGUUUCUAAGGAACCCUUGUAGGAGACUGUCUGGCAGACGUCACAUUACCCACGUACUGUAUAACCCUUCUCUGUGUGAAUUCAGGUGAAGCGAUCAUCCUUUUUGUGAUCAGGGCAGAAAGAAACAAGAUGUCUACAUUUCUGAAUCAACUUAAGCGGACAACUGCAUAUGCCUGAAAGAACUGACAUGCAAAACCACAUUUGGGUAAAGGAAGAUAACGUUUUGGACUAUAUUGCAAACAGAUUGCUUGGAAUUCCACUGUAAUCGUUCUUAUAUGCAAAGAUCACACUUAAGGAAUGGCAAAAUCACGAUCAAGAUCUCCCAGUUGGAAACACAGGCAACCAGCAUAUAGAAGUCCUGAACACCAGAGGCAAAAGCACUUUCAGGAUCACUGCAGUCAAGAAAACGGAUUUAGAAGAAAUUCUAGGAGACCUUUACACUGGGAGGAAGGAAGGCACAGGCAGAACAACACAAGGACACAGAAUUUUAAUAGGUUCAAUGAUAAACCUUAUGAGCUGGAUUCCUUUCCUACAAAUUCAAGAAAAUCACCUGUGGACAAAUUUGAUCGAGAAAAGAGGAUAUACUCCCCAGAGAGGCACAGAGAUCACAACAAAUCGCCUAUCGAAAAAUUUGAUAGAGAAAAAAAAAUAUACUCUCCAGAGAGGCACAGGCAUAAUAAUAAAUCUCCUAUCGACAAAUUUGAACGAGAAAAAAGGAUAUAUUCCCCAGAGAGGCACAGGGAUGGCAAUAGAUUUGGUCCUCCAAGGUUUUCUGAAGAAGCACCUUAUCGAGACAAUGAUAACGGUUAUUAUCACAUAAAUCAAGGACAUAAUACGCAUGAAGAUUCAAGUGAUUUUAGAGUAGGAAGAAGAGAGGAUGAUAUCCAUGGACAUUAUCCUAGUGAAAAUAAUUGGGAAUGGUCCAAUAAUCAAGAUCACUGGAACAAUCAAAAUCAAAAUGAUGAAAUUUUGCCACCACCAAGGAGACACUCUCAGGACUUUGGUGAAAGGAGCUCUUUUCAUAAAAGGUUUCCUGAGGAUCAAGCUUUCCGAGAGCAAGAACCACCUUUUAAAAGGCUUAGAGAGAAUGAGAGAUCUGACUUAAGAGAGCAACACAGAAAUUCCCACUGGAAAACUGAUCAUUCAUUUCAACCUUAUGGCAAAGAUUGGCCAAAAGACAUGGACCUUGGUGACCCUCGUCCUUUCGUUCACAGGACAAACACUGGAGAAUUUAAAAAAAUAGAAUAUGACUAUAGUCAUAGAUCUCCAAACUAUGUUGGCAAAGAACAAAACUCCCGUGAUGACCGUGAUCACAAAUACAGCCGGCACGAGGAGAGAACCCAUAAUCGUACCAGAAAUUCUCAUCAUGGUAAACCACUGGACAGUCAUUUCAAAGACAAUGGCAGCAAAAUUACUGAAAGAAUUCCAGAAUUGUCUACUAAAUACAGUUCAAAACACAGUCAGAAUUUUAACAGUGAUUCAUACAAACAAGAUAUAAAAGGGAGACCUCCAAGUCCCAGACAAAAUGAUAGAAAAGAGGAUGAGUUAAGAAAGCAAUCUCCUUCUCCGCAUAACUGGAAAGAUAAAACUCCUAAAACUACAGACCCAAAGGCAUCGCAGAAGACCAUGCCAGCAGCGGAAACUAUCAUGGUCAGUUUGGCUUUGAAGAACCCGGCGGAUAAGUAUAGAGAUGGUGUGAGCCCAAGUGACAGACAAAUGUCUCAGGAUUUAGUAGCCACUGGUAGAAAAGAAUCCUUUCACUCAGUGUUUAAGCACAUCGAAAGCUCCAAUGAAAUUCCUCCUAGUAGACCGAAAACGGAAUUUACUCAGGAAAUUAGAACGAUCAUUCAUGAAGUAAAAGCAAACCAUUUUAAGUCGACUGACUUAACACUUCAUGAGCGCUUCUCCAAUCUGAAGUCCAAUGACAGUAUUCAAGAAUCAUCCUUAAAUAUUACUGUACCACAGACCAACCCGGAGAUACAUAGGAGAAUUGAUAUCUCACUUGAAGACCUUCAAAGCAAAUCACUUAACAAAAGAAUAGAAGCUCCUCCGGUAAGCCACAGAGUGAUUGAAGACCCAAAUGAUUUACGACAUGAUAUAGAGAGGAGGAGGAAAGAGAGACUGCAGAGUGAAGAAAAUGGUGGAACAGAUGUCAGUGUCGGCGAGAGAGCACAAAAGCAUCAAGCUGGAGAUUUUCAGAACUCUUCAAAGUUGAGCAGACCUCCCUUCCGAAAACCAACAGGCCGACACCCGGGUUCCUACUACAGAGGAAACCCCAAUCAGUACUACAAUUCACAAAACUUUGAAGAUACAAAUGGAAUCAGAAGGCCCUAUAAGGGGCAAUGAAACUGCCAAGAAAAAGAGGUGAUCCAUACCCUGCCUGUUCUAGAUUGGCCAGCUUGUGUAGCAUAAAGAUGGAAGCAUCCAUGAUAAAAAAAAAAAAAAAGAAUUUUAUUUUUCAGUAGUGCAAUGCUGCGCAACAUUUUUUACCGUUUUCACAGAUGCUUUUUCUAUGACAGUAUUCAGCGGGACGAUUGGUCGUGGAGGGAGCCGUCGGAAAGGGGGUCUUAUUUAUUACAUGCAUUUUUCUUAAAGCAUGCUUUUUCAGAGGCUUUUUUUGUUGCAUUUGUUACUUCUGAAACUUUAUAUGUUGAAUAGGUUUGUGCAUUAAUGUAAUUAAAGUGCCUGAAUUGUU